AUGAGAUUCGUUGUUUUUGAUAAACAUUUACACUCACAUUCAUUUGAAACAUAUGAUUAUCAAAGAGAAUAUUCUGGAAAAUUAUCGCAAAUUUAUUCACAAUAUUUACAAAACAACCCGUUUUUGGUUAACUGUUCAAAACAAACGGGACGGACAUCCGAUAUUACCGACGAUGAUAUUAUUGAAGCCAUUCAAGUGGCCGACGAAGAUAUCAAUAGUUUAUUAAAAAUUGAUGAAAACUUUUUAAAAAGUAGUCCAGACUCUAAAAAAUUCAGUGCUUUCAUAUACAAGGCUAAUAUUAUAACAAAAUUCAAUGAAAUUGUUACCAAAAAGUUGACACAACUCAAAUGUAUAAACAAAUAUGAAUCGGAAUUAAAUUUUCUCAUAAAAAAUACACCAAAACAUGUGACAAAUAAUGGCCAGUACUGUGAUAUGAACCGAGACGUCAGUGAUAGUAGUAGUGGUGGUGUCCGAUGUAAUCCUAAUUAUAAAUAUCGACAAAUCGAUGGUAAAUGCAAUAACUUGAAGCAAACCAAUUGGGGAUCGGCUUUCCAUUGCCAGAGACGACUAUUGCCACCUGAUUAUAGUGACGGUGUUAGUGGCCAACGGUUGGCCAGCGAUGGCAGUCCACUACCAAUCGCUCGUUUUAUUAGCACUACAAUCACUAACGAAUUUGAUGUUUACGAUCGACACCGUAAUUCCAUGCAAAUGCUUUGGGGACAGUUAGUUGUUCACGAUAUGGUCAAAACAUUGCAAUAUAUGGGUAAUACAGUAGGCUGUUGUCCACCAAAACCAUUACAUCCCGAAUGUAUGCAAUCAUAUCUACCGCCCGAACAAUUGACUAUUGCAUACAACCAGAGCUGUAUGUCAUUUCCUCGAUCGACGGCUUGCAACACAUGUCGGUUAGGUACUCGUGAACAAAUGAAUGCACAAACAGCUUAUUUAGAUUUAUCAAUGAUAUACGGUUUUGAGGAAAGACAGGCAAUCAAAUUGAGGACAUUUGAAAAAGGUAAAUUAAUAACAAAUAAAUCGUUGACAUCUGAAACGCCUAUACCUCCGAUGGUUGAAUUGCCCGACGACCAGGACAUCUACGACAUACGUACGACAUGUAAUUUUAAAGCUGACCGGCCAUUGCUUAAGUGUUUCAAAAGCGGUGACGGUAUGCGUAGCAAUCAACAGCCACUAAUAGCGACCAUUAUUUCGACAUUUGUUAUCAGACAUAAUCAACAUUGCGAUGGUUUGGCUAAAGUCAACCCCCACUGGACUGACGAUGUUUUGUACAGAGAGGCCAGACGUCUAUUAGAAGCUGAAUAUAAUUUUAUUAUUUUUUAUGAAUAUUUGCCAUCAAUUCUUAACAAAGAUCUCAUGAAUUAUUUCAAUCUCAAUGUUAAACCGCACGGAGAGUAUAGUGAAUACAAUCCCGUUGUUAGUCCCGAUGUGAUCAAUGAAGUACAAGCCGGUGCUCUACGGUUUAGCCAUUCAAACAUUAACAGUGUAUUUCCCAUAAUUGAUAAAAAUCCUCUAAAAAGCAGUUCAAUAACAUUGCGAUAUGAGUUCAGACAAGCAAUUCAACUAUGGGAGGGAAAGACAAAUGGUAUAUUAAAAGGUUUAUGUGAAGACAGACAGGAGUUGACUGAUUUGAAUUUUGUUGCCGACGUCAGAGAAUUUAACCUAAUCUCUCAGUGCGCGCCCAAAAUUGUUGACUUAUUUAGUAUUGACAUAUUGCGGGCCCGGGAUCACGGGAUACCGGCAUAUAUAUACUUUGUUGACUAUUGUACGGGUCAUAAGAUAACGUGUUGGGAUGACUUGAGACAAUAUAUACCGGACAAUGUAAUUGAAAAAUUAAAACAAGUUUACAAAGAUUAUAAGGAUAUUGAUCUCAUAAUUGGUGGUCUUGCGGAACGGCUUAUGAAUGGCUCAAACAUUGGACCGACAUUUGCCUGUAUGAUAGGCAUACAAUUUUAUCACUUGAAAUUUGGUGAUCGAUUCUAUUUUGAGCAUGGUGAUCAAGCUGGAUCAUUUACCAUUGAUCAAUUGGAUAAUAUCAAACACACGGCAUCAUUGGCUAACCUAUUGUGCAAAGUAACUGAUUUUGACGAAAUUCAAGUCAACCCUAUGUAUAUCCCAUCUAAUUAUAACCGAUAUAUACAUUGCAGUCAUUUAUCAGAAAUUAACUAUAGGUUAUGGAAAGAUCAACAUAUAUAA
Messenger RNA from Oppia nitens, 2205 nucleotides. Its product is annotated as peroxidase-like. Gene Ontology annotation, biological process: response to oxidative stress. The record is from RefSeq and is a predicted model, not a curated record. Bases 1 to 2205 code for a protein of 734 amino acids. Lineage: Eukaryota; Metazoa; Arthropoda; Arachnida; Sarcoptiformes; Oppiidae. Gene Ontology annotation, molecular function: peroxidase activity; heme binding. The transcript is spliced from 9 exons.